Messenger RNA from Naegleria lovaniensis, 2091 nucleotides. RefSeq lists its product as uncharacterized. The transcript has a single exon. The coding region runs from base 1 to 2091 and encodes 696 amino acids. Lineage: Eukaryota; Heterolobosea; Eutetramitea; Acrasida; Naegleriidae. The record is from RefSeq and is a predicted model, not a curated record.
AUGAUCUCUCCUUCUCCGACUCGAAAUGAUGAUGAAUCUUCCAACAAUCAAACGAGUGGUAGUAGUAGUAGCACUGUUGAACCGACCAACAACAAGUUCUUGAAACAUAUUGGUAUCCUCUAUCAUUCGGAAAAGAUUAAACAAAUUGCAUCCCAAAUGUUUAAGAGAUUGCGAGAAUUAGAUCUCUCUCAAGUCUAUGCAAGCAAUAUUGGUAAUGGUUCCGCAGUGAUGGAAGCUCAACAUGAAGAAGAAUUGAGCAGAAUGCUAGGUGCUCUGUAUGGUCUUUCUUGGGGUGAUGUUGCUGGUUGCCCUGUUGAGGGUUGGCACUCUCAGCAAGAAAUUGAGAGCCUCUUUGGAGAUGAUCAAGUAUUGAAUUUAUUUGAUUUUGGAAAAUUAGUGGAACGAGAUGAGAAUGGUCAAUAUCGAUUGCAAAAUGUAUUUGAGGAAGGUUGUGACUCGUAUAAAUUUCCAAGUGAUGAGUUGAUUCAAAUCAAAUCUCAAGAGUUGGACCAUGAAUCCAAUGUUAAAAAGUAUAAGAGAAAAAAGUCACCUUUUGAAAUGUUUUUGGGGAAAUGCAGAUUUCCUGGUAUUCAUAGCGAUGAUACUCAACAAGGAAUGGCUCUCAUCAAUUCCAUGAUUCAAUACACUGAGUUGAAUGAAAAUGGUGAGAAAUACUUUGGAGAUUUUUGGAGUGAAUGGCUUGUCAAAGCAUUUGAAUGCACUACUUGCAAGUAUCCCAUCACCUCUAAAGAGGAACGAGAAAUUAUUGGCCAAGGAGUUCAAGCUUUUCGUGAUUAUGGUGCAAAUAGCUCGAGAGCUUUCAACAACAUGAAGAAAAAAGUCCCAUUCAAUGAAGCAGGAAGCAAUUCAAGCGGAAUUGGUGGAAUCAUGAGAGGAGGAGUUGCCACUGCAUGUUUUGCACUUUUUUCACACUUGAAUGACGAUGCUCUCGUUCUGAAAAAGCUUGAAAAGUUUGCAUGUGAACAAAAUUUCACCACCCACGCCACCAUUGAAGCCGCAGCCACAUGUUUUGCCACUUCAUUAUGUGCUUACAAAUUUAUGCAACUAGGUCCGGAGAGAGCAAUUGAAUGGUUACUGCAACAUUUGGUUGAAAAAGUCAAACAGGUUGAAGACACAUGGUGGAACGAACGUGGUGAAAUUUCAUACGAGAAAUCAGAAGAAGAGGAUGAAAACACAGAUGAGAAUGCGUCAGCCGUGGAAGGGAGCUCAGAAAGUACCUCCUCCAACACUCAAUCAAAGAAAUCAAAGAAGGAUGCCGCAUCUAAGAAAACCAAGAAAUCACGUCCAGGCACGGCUUCAAGAUUACCAGAAAAUCAACUGAAAUGGAAAAUCUACAAAAGUCUUCCUUCACACAAUGCUGCGUCCGAGUGCUUGGAAGUAUUGUUGUGUAUUAUCAAGAGUUUGAGAGGAACCGAGAAGGAAGCUAGCAUGCUUUUCGAGUUGCGAGAAAAGAUUAGUGAACUCGCAAGAAAAUACAAACCAGAAAAGAAGCACAUGCGAGCUCAUGUGAAUCAAGGUUUCUGUUUACUUGCUGGUAUGCAUGCUAUUUGUUGUAGCUUGAUUCCUGAGAACCCUGAAAUUAUUUACCAUUGUCACAAGAAGAAUCCACAAACAGAUCCCUCUCCUCAAAUUGACAACUCACAGAACGAUGUCAUGAAACAAUUCCCUAAUCUUGUGUUGAGAUCCAUCAUCACUCUAGGUUACGACACAGAUACUAUUGGAGCCAUUGCUGGAUAUUUAUUAGGAGCAAGAUUUGGAAUGAAAUGGAUUCCAGUACAACUCUUGUUCGAUUAUGAACGAAUUCGAGAUGAAUAUGCAUCGAGAUUGGUGAAAAUUUACAAAAUGAAGAGAAAUUUGCUCUUGACAGAGAAUGAAGAUGCAACAAGAAUAACGGUUGAACCUUUGGAAGAUUAUCUUGCACAUGAACAAUUCAACACCUUAAUUGGUGAGUUCUAUCAACAUGGUAUUGUUGAUCGUUCCAUUCCUUUUGUUGUCACUGAUCAAAACAAACACAUUUACGGAAAUAGCACGAGCAGAGUUUCUCUUCAUUCAUUGGAAAAUAAGAAGUAA